This is a messenger RNA of Acipenser ruthenus (sterlet), 2083 nucleotides long. RefSeq names its product G2/mitotic-specific cyclin-B3-like. Gene Ontology annotation, cellular component: centrosome; cytoplasm; nucleus. Gene Ontology annotation, molecular function: cyclin-dependent protein serine/threonine kinase regulator activity. NCBI's taxonomy places the organism in Eukaryota, Metazoa, Chordata, Actinopteri, Acipenseriformes, Acipenseridae. The transcript is spliced from 12 exons. Gene Ontology annotation, biological process: regulation of cyclin-dependent protein serine/threonine kinase activity; mitotic cell cycle phase transition. The record is from RefSeq and is a predicted model, not a curated record. The coding region runs from base 90 to 1310 and encodes 406 amino acids.
AAAUUACGUCAGCUGUUUUGUUUAUAAAAACGACGGGUUAAAUCGACGCACGUAAAUCGUGUUUCUUAUUGAGUAGGAAAGUUGAGAGAAUGUCAACUUUUGUGAAAAACAUGAAGCCUAUGAGACAUCCUAAGAGGGUAGUUAAAAAAAGAAAAUGUACAUCAAACGAAAACGUGGAAUUUGGCAAGACAUUGGAGAACAAUGUUGCUGAAUUCCCUGUAUGUUCAAACCAACCGAAUGUAGUUCAACGAGAGAAAAGACGAGCCUUUGGAAAUAUAACAAAUUCAAUAGCUUUAUCCAAUGUUAAUACAAAGAGAAAAACUGAGGACCAGCCAGAGACUCUAAACAAAAAAGACAAGAGAAGGAAGUGUGCCAAGGACCAAACUAACGAGAAAUGCUUAAAGCAGAAUUUACUGAAAUCAACCACUGAAAAGACUAAAGAUGCUGCAGAGCAUGCAGUUCACAAACCAAAUAAGAGUUUGGUGGAUUUUGAUGUUGAUAAGGAGGACUGCAGUAAUAUUUGGGCUACUCCAGUCUAUGUGAAUGAUAUCUUUCACAAUAUAAGAGAAAGAGAGGUUGUCUUCCCUCUAGCCGAUUACAUGGACAAGCAGCUGGACCUUAGCAAGAGAAAGAGAGCCAUUGUGGUGGACUGGAUGAUUGAAGUACAGGAGCACUUUGAACUGAAUCACGAAACUCUCUACCUUGCAGUGAAACUGAUGGAUCACUACCUCACGAAAUGCCUGUGUAAAACUGAGAAUCUACAGCUAGUGGCAGCCACUGCCUUUCUCAUUGCUGCAAAGUUUGUGGAACGCUGCGCUCCUUUGGUAGAGGAAUUCCUGUUCAUCUGCAGUGGGAUCUACAGUCGGAAACACAUUCUUGUGAUGGAGAGGAGGAUUCUGAGCGCGCUUGGUUUCGACAUUAAUAUUCCAGAACCAUAUAGCUUUAUUCGCCGCUAUGCAAAGUGUGCAAGGAGUGACCUGUUGACGUUGACACUGGCCCGCUAUAUCUGUGAGAUGACGUUGCAAGAGUAUGAAUUUCUGCAGGAGAGGUCCUCUAAACUGGCUGCAGCGUGUCUUUUCCUUGCAAUGAAGAUGGCCUGCUCAGGGGAUUGGACCCAAACGCUGGUACAUCACACUGGAUAUGAGAAAGAAGACCUCGUGCCCAUAAUGGAGAAAUUGAGUUCUCUCAUCUCGACGCAGAAUGGAAAACUGAAAGCUGUGUACACCAAAUAUUCUCACAGUACAUUUCUGGAAGUGGCUAAAAUUCCUCCUCCUAAGCCCUUCACUUUUCAAUUGAAGACACAGCAGUAGUGUACAAGGAGAUUCAGAGGAGUCUUCACAAUGGCUGACAUUGAAAGGGAACUCUAUCCUGCGUUACUUAAGAUGACAAUUUAUGAAUAAAAAGGCACGAGGAACUGCAGAAACUUACUGUAUUUGGCAACAUCUGCAUUCCAAGGCACUGCCAUUUCCAAAUGAGGAUGACAAUAUGAAUGACUGGUUUUUAGUUCUGACCUGAAAAGUGUUGGACUUAAAUAGGUUUUUAUUAUAAUGGGCAAAUACAUGGAAAGUCUUAGUUAGGACCUGUUUUUAAAGUGUACUUCCUUCAGUGUUGUAGAGAUCUGAUCAGUAGGGAAGACAGAUUCAAGAAAACUAAUCAUAUUUUCUCCCUUUUUUUAGAUGCCUAUAAUGUCUUUUUAAAGAUGUACUUCAAAAGUUAACUAACUAUAAUUCAGUCUGUGAUGUGGUUUUGGAUUACUUUUGUACUGCAACAUGUUUUCCUAGCAUACAAUACAUUUAGUAUGAAAAAUGAAAAAUUCAGCUUCAUCCCUGUACUGUAAUAUCAAUGUAACACUGGUUUUAAGCUCUUUCUGAAAUUGGCACAAAUGUGUUGCCUAUAAUGACCAACUGAUUUUAAUUAAAAUGCUGCCAUUUUUAUCUUAAGAAAAAAGGAGAAAUGACUUGCAAUAUUUGAAUUUGAGGCCUUCCAAUUUUGAACCGGUUGCUGUAUGUCGUGUAAUUUAUGAAAAUGUAUUUCCUGACGAAUACCGUGUGUGAAACCAACAAUAAAUCAUCCAUUAAAAAUA